AUGCCUCGUCAGCGUAACACACUACCCUACGUCUGCUUCGCACCAGAGGGCGAACUCCACAGUAAUUGCCAGAAUGAGCCUUUCACUAACGACGCCACUCACCAUGCAGACAAUCAGAGCAAGGUCUGGAUCGGCUACCGCAACGAACUGGACACCAGCUACAAUGGCCGCUUGACAUUCCGCCAAGUUCUCGCUCAGGCAAAAGCGAACCUAUCGCAAGCUAUGAACGCAAAGGCGAACAGCUCAAAGAGAGCUCAAUGGCUGGAGGCAUUUCCAGGGGUCGCUACCAAGGCCAGCAACCAAGCUCUACAGCAACUGCAACGUGGCAGACGUGCCCUCAAACAAGCAACCUGCCCGAAUGCUUUUUGUAAAGCACGUGGUGAGAUCUUGCAGAUGGAGUGGAUCGCUGUCGAAUCAAACUUUUCCAGCUCGACAAACGGGUUUCUCGUCGGAUACAUCUUCCAUCUACAAGGUCAAGAGAUGAUCACCAUCUGCCGCAAUUAUUACUUUGAUCUGUAUCGAUUCCAGAGGGAAGACGGUACCGUGUCCCCCGACAUGUUUCUACGCACUGUACGCUCUGAACCCAGCCCCCAGACUGAGGUUGAUGCUGGUCGCAGCGCACGUCGACGUUCCGACAGAUUGCAGGGUACCGGCGCCCUGGACGACGAAGAGGAUCCGGUGACCGGAUCCUCCACGGAUGAAAACUCCACCACUCCUCCCCAUACUGCCGUUGACUCUUCUGCUCAACCUUCUCCUAGUAUGUCGAUUGCGGAAUCUAGGCAGAGUCUGGAAGAUGACGCCAACGAUCAAGAGGAAGAAGCAGCACCAGCUCGCACUCUGAUCGGUCCACUAUCAGCCAAAGAUGAGUACCAGUGGAUGAUAUGCCAGAUCUGUCACACGUAUGGCGUACGCGUGCUCAGAUUGCCAGAAGUCACUACCCAUGUCAACACUCUGGAGCAGGCGGUCAGGGAAGACAACAGACUUGCUCUGUGUCAUGCCUUUGCAAGGAUCAUGACAAUCCUAGUUACCACUUCAGCACAUGUUACUGGUGACUUCUUGGAUGAGGAGUAUGAGACCAUGGUAUCGAGCGCCGUUGCUGAGUUUGGCAUGGACUUUUUGAGCAGGGCUGAAGGAACCAUCUUUAUGGAACGCAUGGGGGCAGCUAUGAUAGCAGGCCAGAGAGGACGCCUGGGUAUGGCGUAUGCUGCUCUGAGAGGAGCGAUGCUAGCCUAUGCAGGCCUGGUUUAG
This is a messenger RNA of Aureobasidium uvarum, 1248 nucleotides long. NCBI's taxonomy places the organism in Eukaryota, Fungi, Ascomycota, Dothideomycetes, Dothideales, Saccotheciaceae. The record is from the annotation of a GenBank genome assembly.